AAAAUAUUUUAGAAUAAAAUAAAAAGUGUAAAAAAAUAUUUUAAAAUUUUUAAUAUUUUUUAAAAUAAAUAAUUAAAUUAAAAGUCACGGUGCAUCUUUGAAAUGAUGACCAAAAUUCGCAACAACAAAAAAUUCGCUUAAAAGACAAGUCAACAACUCAAAAUUUAUCAUAACAACAUUAAAGUGCAAUAAAAAAAGAUAAAAACUAUUGUCGUGACUGAUAAGAGAAAAAUUUAACAAAGUGCUCUUAUGAAGUGACAACAAAAACACGUGUUUGACACGCAAUUAAGAGGAAUUUAAGAAGACUUGAAAAUAAAAUUGGAAAAUUUCAUCAAAUGUCUCAAUAUUCUUUGAAAAAAUGAAUAUUUUUGCAAAUUUAAUGAACAUUGUCGUCAUCUUGCUGAGCAUUGGCGUCACAAAAAGCUAUCAAGCGAAUUCUGAUCGACCAGAAUGUGCCAACAUUACCUGUCUCGCCUUAGCAGACACCAAUCAAGGACAACAAAUCCUCGAAAUCGGUGAGAAAAUCGUUCUCAAUACCACAGGAUGUUGUCCAAAACUACAAACCAUCUGCGACACGAAAGUUUGCCCGAAACGACCCUCAAGUUGCGCCAACAAACUCGCCGAAAUCGAAGUUAUUGAAGGUCGUUGUUGUCGCACUUAUCGCUGUCUUGAUCCCGUGGACAAAUGUCUCAUCGAACUUGGACCCGAAAAACUCAUUCUUAAUUCGGGCGAAGUAAUUCCCGAUCCCUUUGAUCCAUGUGUUCGUCACGAAUGCAAAAAAGAAGGCCAGAAAUCGAUCGCUAUCACCACACAAGAAUUUUGCGACGAAAACUGUCCCGCGGGAUACUUUUACAAAAAAUCCGAGACAAAAUGUUGCGGAAAAUGCAUUCGUGCUGGAUGCCAAUUAGACACGAAAUUCUAUUCUGUCGGUGAAAACUGGAAAUCUGACGAUAACUGCACAAUUUUUGAAUGUUCAAUAACCGAAAGUGGUUUGUACCAAAUUUCGUCGUUCCAAAAGUCGUGUCCUCCGAUGAGCAAAACGUGUCCAAAGGAGAGCCAAUUCAUGAGUGGAUGUUGUUUGUACUGUAAUGAAACAGCGAUUAAAGAAAAGUUGGAAUAUAAUCCGGGACAAGCGCCUUUUAGUGAGGCGGAAAAUGAUGAAAGACAUCCUUGUAUGAGAGAAUGCAUCGAAGGCGAAACCAAAACUUGUAAUUACACUUUUGUCGUUGAAUGGUAUGAAACACUCAGUAAAGCGUGUUACGAUUGUCCUUAUAACGCGACGGAUUGCGAGAGACCGCAUUGCAUUGGAUCCGAUGGAGCUCGAAGAUCUGUUGUUGUCAUUAAUCGGAUGAUGCCAGGACCCACAAUUGAUGUAUGUUUAGGUGACACAAUUGUCGUUGAUGUAAAAAAUCACUUACUUGGCGAAAGUACGACGAUGCAUUGGCAUGGCUUGCAUCAAAAGGAAAAUCCUUAUAUGGAUGGAGUUCCUCACAUUUCUCAAUGUCCCAUUCACCCGCAUGCCACUUUUCGAUACAAAUUCAAGGCAGAUAAUCCUGGAACGCAUUUCUGGCACAGUCAUACAGGAAUGCAACGCGGUGACGGCGCCUUUGGAGCUCUAAUCAUCCGACGUCCCGUAACAUCAGAUCCUCACUCAAAAUUAUACGAUUUUGACCUUCCCGAGCAUAUUAUGUCACUCAACGAUUGGGCUCACGAACCCGGUGUCUCCAUGUUUUCAUCGCAUCAUCACUCCAUGGGUGACAACAAACCCCCAAAUUUGCUCAUUAACGGCAAAGGACGCUUUUAUCAACGAACUGAAUUAGAACAGGAUGCAAGUACUGUCAAUAUUGUCACUGAAAAACCAUUUAGCACAAGCGAAAUUGUUGAAGAAAGUACCGAACCUGAAUCUACAACUCCUAUUUUUGACUCUUUUGAUCAAUCUAGUAAUCGGCAAAAGCGUCGCCAACGAAUUUCCGCCCCAAAUGAACUUUCGCCGUUUGAAGACGUUCCAGAACCAAGAAAAACGGGUCAUCACAUCAAACGCGAACGUGUCCUUCUUGCGUCGGAAGAAUCUAAAUUCAUGCCUUUGGAAAUUUUUCACGUCACUCGCAACUUCAGGUAUCGAUUCCGUGUCAUCAACGCUGGUUUUCUCAAUUGUCCCAUCGAAAUUUCCGUUGAUGAUCACAAUUUAACAGUUAUCGCUUCAGACGGUUUCGAUUUGGAGCCUCUGGAUGUCGCUUCUCUCGUUGUAUAUGCCGGCGAGCGUUUCGAUUUUGUCCUUCAUGCAAACAAAAAAGUCGAAAAUUACUGGAUUCGUUAUCGCGGGCUCAUGGAUUGUGACGCCCGGUUCACGUCAGCGCAUCAAGUUGCGAUUUUGCGAUAUAAAAAUGCCCCGUUAGAAGAUCCAGAGGAGGAACCAACGUACGAUUAUGUCAGAGAAGGGCUGCAAUUGAACGCUUUGAACAAGGGAUCUGGCGAAGAAACGACAAAAACUAUGGCGGAAGUAAAUGCGUUGGAUGAAGAUCUUCCGGAACUGCUGAAACCCGAACCUGACUACAAAUUUUACGUUUAUUACGACUUUUAUGAGAAAGAUAAUCCGCAUUUUCAUCUCGCCGGGCAAUACGGAUUCACGCAAAUCGAGCAUAACAACAGUCGGGUGUUGACGCCGCAAUUAAAUCACAUUUCCAUGAAGAUGCCAUCGCUUCCGUUGAUGCCGGCGCAUAACCAGCUCGACGAUUCCAAGUUUUGCAAUGAAAGCUCACUCGCUGCGAAAGGCAUUGAUUGUCGCACGGAGUUCUGUGAAUGCAGUCAUGUGUACCAAGUGAAGCUCAAUUCAGUCGUCGAACUGAUUCUCAUCGACGAAGGUUUCGCGUACGACGCUAAUCACCCAUUUCACUUGCACGGAUACGGAUUUCGGGUAGUUGGCAUGGAACGAAUCGGCAAAAAUGUCACCGUUGAACAGAUUAAAGCUCUUGAUGCUGCGGGAAAAAUUGAACGUCGCUUGAAAAAUGCUCCAAUUAAAGACACAGUUACGGUUCCGGAUGGCGGUUAUACGAUAGUGAGAUUUUUAGCUAAUAAUCCGGGAUAUUGGUUGUUACACUGUCAUAUCGAAUUUCACGCUGAAAUUGGAAUGGCUUUGGUAAUUAAGGUGGGAGAAAAUAAAGAUUUUGUUCCAGUUCCUCAGGGAUUCCCAAAAUGCGAGGAUUAUAUGCCAGAAAAUGAUGACAAAACAAGUAAAGCUACUUUAACGCCUGUGACUUCGAUCGGAAGUCUUAUUGUGAUAUUUUUACUUUUAAGGUUUAUGUAAAAAAAAAUUGGUACUUAAAGCAAGUGAAAUUUAAAAAAAUUUACAUUAUUUUGAACUGCAAUAUAAAAAAAAUUAAAAUUUUUAAUUAAAUAAUUAAUUUUUGAGAAAUAUUAA
Culicoides brevitarsis is the source of this 3418-nucleotide messenger RNA. RefSeq lists its product as uncharacterized. The transcript has 7 exons. The record is from RefSeq and is a predicted model, not a curated record. Lineage: Eukaryota; Metazoa; Arthropoda; Insecta; Diptera; Ceratopogonidae. The coding region runs from base 359 to 3304 and encodes 981 amino acids. Gene Ontology annotation, molecular function: oxidoreductase activity; copper ion binding.